Chaetomium globosum CBS 148.51 is the source of this 3021-nucleotide messenger RNA. RefSeq lists its product as uncharacterized. The transcript is spliced from 5 exons. Gene Ontology annotation, molecular function: serine-type endopeptidase activity; tripeptidyl-peptidase activity. The coding region runs from base 1 to 3021 and encodes 1006 amino acids. The record is from RefSeq and is a predicted model, not a curated record. Gene Ontology annotation, biological process: proteolysis. Lineage: Eukaryota; Fungi; Ascomycota; Sordariomycetes; Sordariales; Chaetomiaceae. Gene Ontology annotation, cellular component: cytosol; cell wall; membrane.
AUGGCGUUGUUUUCGGCUGUGGAAGCAUGGCACCCUGGGUUGAGCCCUGGAGCCACGCCAUCGGUUGAUGGCGAUCAUCCAAGGGGAGGGGCGGUGCGGGGAGCCCUCAGCCAGGAAGGUGACAUUUCCCUGCAGGAACACGCGCCCCAUGAGUCGUGCUACCUCAUCUAUUACGUGCAGAAUGCGAGUGACCACACCGUUCCCCCCCAAGCAGCACCACGAGAAGAGGCCAGGCCGAUGUACGGACAAGUCAAAGACGAGCUGAAGCAUAGCAAGCUCUCUCAUGAUAUCCGGCUUCAGCUCUUUCCGCUCUUGUGGGCGUCGUUCCUGUCCACAUCCAAGGGCAUCCUUCUCCAAAGGGAGCUCAGGAACGGGACCUGCCAAGCUCAGCCUAAUUCAGAUCAUCCAAGCGCAGGGGGUUCAGCCCGUCCGCUUUGCGCACCGCCAUCCGUGGACUCCAAUGCCUUCGUCAACAACCUGGGGGGCAAAGCGUCCCUCCGCAAGGACCUCCGCUUCAAGCUGUUCAAGGGCGCGUCUAUCCAGUUCAAGGACACCAAGAAUGCCGACCAGAUGAUCGCCAAGGUGGCCACCAUGCCAAAGAUCAAGGCUGUCUACCCGGUCCGGCGCUAUCCCGUCCCGCGCCACGUCGUCCAUUCCACGGGUGACGCCGUCGAGGCCGUUCUGUCUAAGCGGCAAGAGGGUAGCGAUACUUUCAGCACGCACCUGAUGACCCAGGUGAACAGGUUCAAGGACAAGGCUGUCACCGGGAAGGGCAUCAAGAUCGGCAUUAUUGACACAGGUACCGACUACCUCCACCCGGCCCUUGGUGGCUGCUUCGGCGAGGGCUGCCUGGUCUCGUACGGCACCGACCUGGUCGGCGACAAGUUCAACGGCGCCAACACGCCGGUGCCGGACGCGGACCCGCUCGACGAGUGCAACGGCCACGGUACGCACGUCGCCGGCAUCAUCGCGGCCCAAUCCAACAACCCGUACGGUAUCGUCGGAGCCGCGGAGGGCGUCACCUUGGGCUCGUACCGCGUCUUCGGCUGCACCGGCGACGUCGGCAAUGACAUCCUGAUCGCCGCCUACAACAUGGCGUACGAGGACGGCAGCGACAUCAUCACGGCCUCGAUCGGCGGCGCGUCCGGCUGGAGCGAGGACCCGUGGGCCGCGGUGGUCUCCCGCAUCGUCGACAACGGCGUUCCCUGCGUGGUCUCGGCCGGCAACGACGGUGCGGCGGGCAUCUUCUACGCGUCCACCGCUGCCAACGGCAAGAGGGUCACCGCCAUCGCGUCUGUCGACAACACCGUCACGCCCGCGCUCCUCAGCAACGCCUCGUUCUCCAUCAACGGGACAUCGGACUUCUUUGGCUUUACCGCUGGCGAGCCGGGGACUUGGGAUGAUGUCACCCUCCCUCUCUGGUCCGUCGGCUUCGACACGACCGACCCGGCCAACGGAUGCGAGCCCUAUCCCGACUCGACCCCCGACCUGUCCGGGUACAUUGUGCUGGUUCGCCGCGGCACCUGCGCAUUCGUGGACAAGGCGGCCAACGCUGUAGCCAAGGGAGCCAAGUAUGUCAUGUUUUACAACAAUGUGGAUGGGACCGUCAGCGUGUCGGCCAACGUGGAGGGCGUCGUCGGCGUCGCCAUGGUCACGCCGGAGCAGGGCGAAAUCUGGGUCCGCGCACUCGAGGCGGGAUCCGAGGUGGUAGUCCACAUGACGGACCCCCUCAAAGCCGGCACCUUCCUCAGCUCCUCCAAGAACACUCUCAGCGGCGGGUUCCUAAGCGACUUCACCAGCUGGGGCCCCACGUACGAAGUGGAGGUGAAGCCUCAGUUCUCGACCCCCGGCGGCUUGAUCUUGUCGACCUAUCCCCGUGCUCUUGGUUCAUACGGCGUGCUCUCCGGAACCUCGAUGGCGUGCCCCAUGGCCGCGGCCAUCUACGCCCUGCUCAUGACCGCGCGGAACACCAAGGACCCCAAGACACUCGAGAACGUGUUGUCGGCCACAGCACGUCCCAACGUCUUCCGGCUGCAAGGUAAGUCUCUGCCUGUGCUCGCCCCGGUGGCACAGCAGGGCGCCGGUCUGCUCCAGGCCUGGGAUGCCGCCAGGGCGACAACCCUGCUGAGCGUGUCGAGCAUUUCCUUCAACGACACGGACAACUUCAGCCCCGUGCAGAACUUUAGCAUCUCCAACACGGGCGCGACCGCAGUGACCUACUCGUUGAGCAACAUCGGUGCCGCUACCGCCUACACGUUCAAUGACGAGAAGACCAUCAGCCCGGCCGCGUUCCCGAACGAGCUCACCGGCGACUUCGCCUCGCUGUCGUUCAGCCCGAGCAACUUCACCAUCCCCGCCGGCCAGCGCAAGAUCAUCACCGUGACCGCGACCCCUCCCAAGGGCGUCAACGUGAAGCGGCUACCCGUCUACUCGGGCUACAUCGCCAUCAACGGAUCCGACAGCUCGGCGCUCUCGCUCCCCUACCUCGGCGUGGCGGGCAGCAUGCGCUCCGUGGUGGUGCUCGACUCCAAAGCCGCCCUCAUCAGCAGCGCCCGCGACCAGAGCAACACGCCCGUGCCCGCGGGCGUCACCUUCGUGCUCCCCCCGCCGGGCUUUUCCAACGACUCGUCCUACGCGAACCGCACCGAGCGGCCCAAGCUGGUCGUCAGCCUGGCCAUGGGCUCCGCCGUGCUGCGCGCCGACAUCGUGCCCGUGAGCAACUGCACCACGGUCGCGCGCACGGCGGGCGUCGUCUUCGGCACCAAGACCAUCGGUCAGCCCGAGGGCCUGCCAGCGCUGUGGAACCCGCGCGGCCGCUUCGAGUACAGCUGGGACGGCAAGCUGGACGACGGCACCUACGCGCCUGCGGGGCGGUACAAGUUCGCCGUCAAGGCCUUGCGGAUCUUUGGGGACCGGGAGGAGGUUGCCGACUAUGACGCGGCCGAGACCACCGACUUCAGGAUCCGUUACCUGCCGGCCCCGUCCGCCAAGUUCAGGAGGCAGGAGCAGGGGUGCGAGUGA